CGAAACAGCAUCACCAUGUACAAGUCCCUGCUCGUCGUCUUCGCCGUCCUGGCUGUGGCUUCGGCCGGCUACAUCGCCAGCCCCGUGGUCAGCACCUACGGUGCUGCCGCCUACCCCGCCUACUCUGCCUACUCCGCCGGAUACUCCGCCUACCCCGCCUACUCCGCCUACUCUGCCUACGGCGCCUACCCCUACGCCUACUCCGGCCUCGGCUACGGCUCCUCUUACCUGUACCGUUAAAAUGGUCGCUGCUGACGACGUUUCAUCGGUCGCCACCAAUGCAGCAAUGCUGCGGUGCGUUCAAACAUUUUGGCUUCACAUUUGAUCGAAAAAUAAACUCCUGUUUCACCCAGUA
Messenger RNA from Thrips palmi, 355 nucleotides. RefSeq lists its product as uncharacterized. The transcript is spliced from 2 exons. The record is from RefSeq and is a predicted model, not a curated record. The coding region runs from base 16 to 240 and encodes 74 amino acids. Lineage: Eukaryota; Metazoa; Arthropoda; Insecta; Thysanoptera; Thripidae.